AUGAAAUCUAGAACAUGGAUUUUCAAGGAUUUCUUGUCGAGGCACCGAGUUAAGGCGUUUGAUAGUUUACUUUCGAAAAGGCUCCCUCCAUCGAAUGCGACGAAGCAUCUUCAGGUGGGCGAGCAUUUCCUUUUCUUUCCGCCACCAUUUGAGGAACUGGGUAAAGACGGCUAUUUUGACUAUCAAAAUCCUGCUUCACUGCUGGAAAACGCUAACUUACGUUAUCGUAGAAGGCUUUGGGGGCAAGGUGAGCUUAUUCAGUAUAUGCCCAUCAAGUUAGACAAAGAGUACACAUGCCACGAAUCAAUAAAAUACAUAAAGCGGCUUCGAGAUGAACAUAUCGUCUGUAUUGAAAGGACUGUUUUGCAAGACCACCCUGAAAAUGGGCUUAGCAAAAGUAACGUCUGUUUGCUGGAAAGAAGAGUCUUAAUUUACACCAAUUCAUUAGCCAACAAGACUGCAGCAGAGGUCCCCGCAAAUAAGGAAGACUAUAAAAUUUUGAAAAGUUUGACUAUUACUGAUAUGGAUAUUGUAACGUAUGGGCAGUUAUCUUUGAAUCCGCAUCGAAUUCAUUGGGACAAAGAAUAUUGCCGCCAGGUUGAGGGGUACGAAGAUAUCAUCAUGCAGGGUCCUUUUUCCGUGCAAUUGUUACAGAAGUGCAUCCAACCAUUUUUGAAAAAGCCAAUUACUCAAUUGCGGUACCGUAAUUUGAAUUAUAUAUACCCAAGGACAACUUUGAACGUAUGCCAGUCUUUGAAUUUUUCGACUAAUAAGCAUAAAUUCCAAAUUAGGGACCUACAAAAAACAAAUAUAGUUUAUUUGACAGCGGAAGUCACCUGUUAG
Saccharomyces kudriavzevii IFO 1802 is the source of this 843-nucleotide messenger RNA. It is a transcript of the gene HTD2, whose product is annotated as hydroxyacyl-thioester dehydratase HTD2. The transcript has a single exon. Gene Ontology annotation, cellular component: mitochondrion. Gene Ontology annotation, molecular function: (3R)-hydroxyacyl-[acyl-carrier-protein] dehydratase activity. Lineage: Eukaryota; Fungi; Ascomycota; Saccharomycetes; Saccharomycetales; Saccharomycetaceae. The record is from RefSeq and is a predicted model, not a curated record. Gene Ontology annotation, biological process: fatty acid biosynthetic process. Bases 1 to 843 code for a protein of 280 amino acids.